GUUCCGCACCCGACGGCCCAGCCCAGCCAAUCUGCAAUCUCAAAUUACAAUCUUCAAUCCCACUCCCUCUCCUCUCUCCCUCUUUCUUUCCCGUACAAGAUACAUCCACCAACUUUUUUACUCUUUGCGGGUGAACAAGGUUUUGACCCUUCUAUCUCUGCUAUUCGUCACCCACCUUAGCUCCACUGUUUCCGUCUCACUCUCCCAACCCUUCUCCUUCUCCAUCACUUGCUCAACCUUCUUGUGCGUCUCUUGCUUGCCCUUUGCCAAGAAAGACAAAACGGCUCCAAAGACACACAUCCGCCGUCUAUCCAUCCCCAUCCAUCCUGGCAAUCAAUCAUCAACCAACCCCAGCCAAGCUCUGUCGGGGGACAAUCCAUACCAUCCAUACCACACCACACAUAUCACCAAUAUUCCUAUUCCUUUCCUACGAGAAGUCCCAUGUAACAAUCCCACAUUCCCUCACCAUCCGCCCAUCGUUUUAACUACGGUACACCUAACCUAACUUACGCCCGCAUACGCAUCCAUCUUCAAGACCUUCUCAAUACUGUGCGAGUUUCUCUGCUGUUGCAACGCGCUGCAUGCCCUAAACCUUUCCACCAUCAACGGUCUGGAAAUACCCUUUGCUUUCACCCUUUGAGCUCGUCAUUCCUCUGAAUCUUUCUCGACCACAACCACCCCGAAAGAAAGAAAGAAAGGAAAAAAGAAAAAAAAAGAUCACUGGGUUAGCGCGCUUCGGCCGCGCUUGUCUUGCGUACCUCCACAUUCGCUGCUUCGAUAGCACAGGUUAUCUCUCUCUGAUUGCAUCUGUCCUACCACAGCCCACACAUACCUCACCCCCAUUCGUUCGUCUGGUGUCCGCCUUUUUUUUUUUUUGCUUAACCUCUUUUCUUUUUUGUCGUCGUCGUCGUCCUCUCCUUUAUCAAUUCACCUCCUCCCCCUUCACUGCCAACGUCUUUUCUACAUUCUUUCAUUCAUUGCUUGUAUCACGUAUCACGCUCCGUUCCAUUCUUAGUCCCCCGCCACCCUGAAGCGACGCUCCCAGGAAUUUAUCUUCUCUGUCUCGCACCCCCAAUUCGUUACCAGUACUCUGCUUCCGCUGCCCGCCUUUGUCACGUGCGUCCCUUGAGCUCCUUAUGGCGGGCUCACUGACGUCCGGCCAGGUAAAUCUUCUGAUAUGGAGAUAUCUUCAGGAGUCAGGGUUUAGAGAUUCGGCGAUUUCCUUUCAGCAGGAAAGUCAUACGACUAAGAGCGAUGAUGUUCUACGAUUAACAAACAGGCCGGGUGCCCUGAUACAUUUAAUCCAGCGGGGUCUGCAGUACCUGGAGUGUGCGGCGCUUGUGAAUAAGGCACGUCUCUAGAAAAAAAACGAUCGAGCCAUUUUCAUUAUUUCAUGUGGAAGAUGAGGGAGUUGGGGAAGAGAAUGGACACGUAGAUGAGGAAGGAGAUGAAUCAAUGGGGGUAUCAAAGUCGCCUACCACACCUUCCACGGCAACACAAACCAAUUACUCAAGGAAACAUGGAAGAGAUGAUGGAAUCAAUGGGGUCUCUAAUGCAGGAGCAACUGGUGGCGGUGGUGGCAGCGGCAGUGGAACAUCGCAUAAACGGAGGAAAAAGACAGUUUCUGGCGCUGAUGGUGAUAUGCUGAUGACCGAUGGGUUUCCUGAGACCCCAGUUGCCCUUGCGGAGGAGCCUCGUGUUACCAAUGGGUGCAGUGUUGGCGUGCAGGUGGAGGACAUUGUGGAAAUCACAGUGGUGGAUUCGGUAAUACUGGGGCAGGAGGAUAAGAAUAUUUUGAUUUGUGCAUGGAACCCAAUUCAUUCGAAUGUCCUUGCAACUGCGAGUCAAGAUUCUAUUGCACGGAUAUGGAAUGUGCCGAUAGAUGCCACCUCAUUAACUGCGAUUCAAAACAAAGUUAUUUUGCACGACCCAAGCAGUUCCCCCAACCGAGAUGUUACUGCGAUCCGUUGGAGCCCACAAGGCGACUUGAUUGCUACUGGCUCUUAUGAUGGUCAGACCCGAAUAUGGACUACAGAUGGACUGUUGAGGCACACAUUACCACCACAUCAUGGACCUGUCAUAGCACUGAAGUGGAAUAAGUUGGCGGAAACCUUGUUAUCGCUUUCUUGUGAUGGAAAGGUCAUUGCUUGGGAUGCUUUAACAGGACAGGCAGAAGCAGCAACAGACAUGGACUGGAUAAGUGAAAGGCAGUUUGCAGUCUGUGGUAAUGGAGGAAGUGUUGGGAUUUACGAUUUAGAUCACGAGGGUUCAUUGAAGGCGAAUGCGUCUCAUUCGGGGGAGGUGAACUGUCUGGUCUGGGACGAGUGCUCGGAGAGAUUGGCGAGUGGAGGAGAAGAUGGGGAUGUAUUGAUUUGGGAAAAGCCCACCAAGAUCCUCCAACCCUUCAAAUUCCAUGGACACACCGAGGCCGUAGUAUCCUUGUGUUGGCAACCAAUCUCCUCCUCCUCAUCAUCACCCCAACCAACCAAACGAAUCCUAGCAUCCGCCUCCAACGACUGUCAAGUUCGCCUGUGGGAUGUUGUCUCAAAAACCUGUAUCAACAUUUUGAACUCCCACGACGACCCUGUCGAGAAGAUAUCCUUCUCACCCUCUGGUACCCGACUCGCCAGCAGUGCGAACAGCAGAGUGAUCAUCUGGAACACUGAAACCGGCUCGAUAACACAUGUCUACGAUGGCCUCAAGGGUCGCAGGAAGAAUGGAAAAUUGGUCACAGCAGGCGGGGACACCGAUACGGGAAUUGGAGAUAUUUCUUGGGAUGAGUCUGGGGCUAGAGUUGCGAUUGGCGGGGGCGAGACAAAGGUUCAUGUUCUCACGCCGGCGAGUCCCCCCGCCAUACUAUCACUACAGCAGCAGCAACUACUUAAAUAAAUCCGUGCCAUCCACCUGGCUAGGUGGUUUUUGUUUGUUUCUUUUCAUGGUAUAUCUAUUUUACGAUCGGUACCGUUGAAUUAAUCCAAAGAGCUUUCUCUUAUCCUUUUUUCAAUAUCUUCACACUUUCGUAUUUGUUCUUGUUUGUUUUUACAUUGCGUUAUGUCUAUAUGUUGUGAAAGCGAUAAGUUCUAUAAGGUGUUUGUAUUCUUUUCUCUCAUUUUUGUCUCGUCUUUCCUCGUUAUUCGUCCGGAUUAUUCUACUAUUUACUUACCAAUGGGAGUUAUUUGGUUCUUUAUUUCUUCCUUCUUUCCCUUUUUCCCUUUUUCUCUUUACCUCUCGUUACUACUACUUCUUCCUCGCCCACUUCUUGCGGUGUAGUAUGCUAACAGAUGGAUUACGUUCUGCCUUCUGGCGUAUAUUAUACAAAGUUUCACGGUAUGAUGCGGCGUGUUUGAUGAAAUGAGUCGGGAAAACUUAUCCUAUCUGCUCACUCUUCUACGCUUCUUGUUUCUUUCCUCGUUUGGUCUGGUUCGGACAGGUUUUAUAUAUACAAAUUCUCGGUGUGCUUUCCUUCCUCAUCUCAUACCCCCUCCCUCUUUUUCCACUUCCCUCGAUGCCCUCGAGAUUUUCGCAUGUGACUUAAAAAUUACUCGUUAUUAUGGCUUCCUUCUUCCCAUUAUCCUUCGUUCCUUUUCUUUACUCUGGCAGAUUCACCCAAAUCCUUCCUUCCUACCUACCUACCCGCAAAAAAAAACUAAAACUAAAACUCUUCCUCCACCCCUUUCUAUUUCUAAUCUCCUUCUCCUACCCUUUUCCCUUCUUCCUUAGUUUUUUUUUUGUUUUCUCAUCUCAUCUCUUCCGGGAUUGCUCCUAUGCUCAUUCAUGCUUCCAGGCGCUGAACAUGUACUGUAUAACUAUUAAAACGACCAACUUCACAAGGUUGGUGUGA
Molecule: messenger RNA, 3841 nt
Organism: Tuber melanosporum (Perigord truffle)
Lineage: Eukaryota; Fungi; Ascomycota; Pezizomycetes; Pezizales; Tuberaceae
Exons: 6
Coding region: 1456-2889 (477 amino acids)
Biological process (GO): regulation of transcription by RNA polymerase II
Cellular component (GO): Set3 complex
Molecular function (GO): protein binding; transcription corepressor activity
Source: RefSeq, a predicted model, not a curated record